ACAGAUGUGAUAUCCAAAAGAUUGAAAAUAUGUGAAAGAAAUUUUAUUUUGGAUCCAGAUUUCAAAUCUUUAAGGGUUAAUGAUAAUCGCGACCUCCAUGUAUCAGAAGUAAAUGGUGUCAUCGUAUUCAUUUCCGGACUUUGCCCAUUUCCAAUUUGAGAGUCGCAGGGAUUCUGGACUGUACGCAAGAAUGGCCGUUUCCCUCUCACACCCGGACUCUUCCUCCUCUGCGUUUGAUAUAUUUUAGCUCCGAGGCAAACGAUACAACAGAGCGAGAUGGUGGCGGUGGAGAGAAAGGGGAGUAGGAAGGAGGAGGAGGAGGAGGAGGACGAGGACAAGGCAGGGCAAUCAGCGUGGGGGUGGGAGAAUGCGACGGCAGGGGCCAUUGCUGGAUUUGCCACUGUUGCUGCCCUCCAUCCUCUUGAUGUUGUCCGCACCAGGUUUCAAGUUAACGAUGGACGCUGCUCAACGGUGCCUUCUUACAAGAACACUGCACAUGCACUCUUUACUAUAGCACGCUCAGAGGGUUUGAGAGGAAUCUAUGCCGGUUUUUCUCCAGCAGUUAUCGGUUCAACUCUUUCUUGGGGUUUAUACUUCUUCUUCUAUAACAGAGCAAAAAAUAGGUAUCUCAAAGUCAGAGAUGAACUUGGUCCCAGCCUCCAUCUUCUUUCUGCUGCAGAAGCAGGCACGCUAGCAUGUCUUUUCACAAAUCCUGUUUGGCUAGUCAAAACAAGGUUGCAGCUUCAGACACCAUUGAGUCAAUCUCCACCAUAUUCUGGAUUUUCUGAUGCUAUAAGAACAAUUCUUAAGGAGGAAGGUUGGCGUACACUUUAUAAAGGGAUUGGUCCAGGUCUUUUACUUGUCUCCCAUGGAGCUAUUCAGUUUACUGCUUAUGAAGAAGCUUGCAAAAUUUUGAUCAAAAUUAAAAGUACCAGGGAGAAGCAUGAUCACUCCAAUGAUGACAGGUUAUUGAACUCUGUUGAUUAUGCUGUGCUGGGGGCCUCCUCCAAAAUUGUCGCUAUUCUGCUGACAUAUCCCUUUCAGGUCAUUCGUUCACGUCUUCAGCAAAGACCAAGUACACACACAUUGCCAAGAUACAGAGAUGCUUGGCAUGUCUUGAAAGAGACUGCGAGGUUUGAGGGGAUUAAUGGUUUCUACAGGGGCAUAACAUCCAAUCUACUGAAGAACAUCCCUGCUGCUUCUAUUACAUUUGUUGUCUAUGAAAAUGUCCUACGGUUAUUAAGAAUGACGAAUAAGAAUGUGAACAACUGAUGUUCCUUUUUCAUUUUUACUUCAUUUGCAAGAACUUUAUGCAAGCAUUGUCCUUGUGCCCAGAUUGCUAUGCUGAUUGUUUGAAUUAAUUGCCGUCUCAAAGAUGUACUCCUUGGUGUUCA
Molecule: messenger RNA, 1394 nt
Organism: Amborella trichopoda
Lineage: Eukaryota; Viridiplantae; Streptophyta; Magnoliopsida; Amborellales; Amborellaceae
Gene: FOLT1
Product: folate transporter 1
Biological process (GO): transmembrane transport; nucleotide transport
Source: RefSeq, a predicted model, not a curated record